GGGAGUGGGAAAUCCCAAUGUUUCUUUUUGCUUUGUAAGCACAUCGACCCGUUGCAAAUCCCACCCUUCUAAACGCUCUCUUCUCUUCCUUACUGUUCGUCUGCCUGUCUCUCUGUCUCUCUCUCCUUCUUACUCUCCCUUCUGCUAAGGGUGGUUGAAGCCAUGACGGUGGCGAGUGCUGCCACUGCCCAUUCCAAGAAGCUCAUGAAGCUUGCUCUUUCUCUCUUUCGAAACGGCUUCAACUCCUCCAAAUGCAAAACAGCGGCGAAGAUGGCUGUAGCAAGGAUAAAGCUGCUGAGGAACAAGAGACAGGUGGUGGUGAAGCAGAUGAGACGCGACAUUGCCUUACUCCUUCAGUCCGGUCAAGAUGCCACAGCUCGUAUUCGGGUUGAACAUGUCAUAAGAGAACAGAAUGUUUUGGCUGCAAAUGAAUUCAUUGAGCUCUUCUGUGAGUUAGUUGUAGCCAGGCUUUCCAUCAUUUCUAAGCGAAGGGAAUGCCCUGCUGAUCUGAAAGAAGGAAUUGCUAGUUUGAUUUUUGCUGCCCCAAGGUGUGCUGAAAUUCCAGAACUAGUAGCAAUUAGAGAUAUCUUUGAGAAGAAAUAUGGAAAAGAUUUUGUAUCUGCAGCCACCGAUCUGCGGCCCAAUUGUGGUGUUAAUCGCCUGCUGAUUGACAAGCUCUCUGUAAAAGCUCCUACUGGUGAAGUAAAGUUGAAAGUCAUGAAGGAAAUAGCCAAAGAACACAACAUAGAAUGGGAUACAACUGAAUCAGAGAAGGAGCUGCUCAAACCUCCAGAAGAGCUUAUAGAGGGACCACGGACUUUCGUUAGUGCCACCAGCUUGCCUGUGAAACCUGCAACAAAUCAUUCUCUCGCGCCAAAACAGCCAAUGACUAGAGGAGAAGGCCCUAUGCAUUUUAAAGACACAGUCUCGGCUGCUGAAGCAGCUGAAGAAUCUGCCAAAAGAGCAAUUGCUGCUGCUCAAGCUGCUGCUUAUUUGGCAAACCGAGACAGUAAUUUAUUUAAUGAAGCAUCUGGUCGUGCUAAACGUUUAAAUGAUUCAAGCAUCAUUACUGGAUUGGGAAACCUUUCUGCAAAUUCUGCUGGUGGAUAUCUUCCAACUUAUCCUCCAGUCAAUUCUCAGCACAUGGAUCCUCCGGUCACUAGGAGAACAUAUGAAUCUCGGAGUUUUGAAAGGUCUUACUAUCCGGGUAGUGAGGAAGCAAGACCUAACAAUGCGGAAGGUGGAAAGACCUUUAGGAGACACAGCUACAAUGCCCCUUCUGCACAUUCAGAUAUAAAGUUUGAUGAAUCAGAUUGUGAUGAAGAAAUAGAAACUGAAGGUGCUUCCGGCAGCAUUAAUCGUCCACCUGAAAGAUCUCCACCACCAGUUCCUUCAUCUUAUGAUAAACAGGAUUCUAUUCAUCGUGUUCACCCCAAAUUGCCAGAUUAUGAUGAUCUUGCAGCUCGCUUUGAAGCUCUCAAGUAUCGCAAUUCACUACCUUGAAAUCAGAUGCUUGUAAACCAGCUUUGAGUUUUGUUGGGAUUCAGAUUUUAUGUUUACUUGAUAUCAUAUACGAUGUUAUCCAUUAUAUACCAUCAAUACUUGAUAAUGCAUUUAUUUUGCAUGAAAUGUCCCUGAGACAGAAAUUUAAAAACAGAGGAUGUAAUCAUUAAAGAGCAAUGUAUUCUUUUGGGACUUGGGUA
Theobroma umbraticum is the source of this 1703-nucleotide messenger RNA. RefSeq names its product Regulator of Vps4 activity in the MVB pathway protein. Lineage: Eukaryota; Viridiplantae; Streptophyta; Magnoliopsida; Malvales; Malvaceae. The record is from RefSeq and is a predicted model, not a curated record. Gene Ontology annotation, biological process: protein transport.